Molecule: messenger RNA, 3997 nt
Organism: Pogona vitticeps (central bearded dragon)
Lineage: Eukaryota; Metazoa; Chordata; Lepidosauria; Squamata; Agamidae
Source: RefSeq, a predicted model, not a curated record
AUGCGUGUCUCCUUUAGCAAGAAGUCCCAGAAGUGGGAUGAAAUGAACAUCCUGGCUACCUACCAUCCGGCGGGCAAAGACUAUGGCUUAAUGAAGAUCGACGAGCCCAGUACUCCCUACCACAGGAUGGCAGGUGAUGAUGAAGAUGCAGGGAGCGACACGGAAAUCAGUGAAGCCCCCGCUGCCGACCUCUUGGCUAAAAAGUUGGCGGCUGCUGCAGCAGGCCAGGGGCCAAAGGUCCUGGCCCGUCAGGAGGAAAGCAGCGAGGAAGAGGAGGAUGAGGCCGAACUGACUCCUGAAGAGCUUGAGAAAAAGAGACAAUUUGAAAUGAAGAGGAAAAUGCACUACAACGAAGCUCAAAACAUCAAACUGGCCAGGCAGCUAAUUGCAAAGGAGCUCCACGGUGAGGCGGCAGAGGAUGAAGAAGAUGAAGAAGAUGACGACGACGAUGAAGAGAUGCAGGAUGUGGGGAAAAUGACCCCAGAACUUGUACCUGCUCCUAGUGACCCGCUUGAGAACGUUGCCCACAGCCUGGAAGAGGCCUGCUCGGGACCGUAAAGCCACGAACGUUUGCAUUUCCUGUGUCACGCUCCGGCCAUUUUGGCGCCCGUUCUGUGGGGCAGCCAGCUCCCACUUCUCUCUUGCCAAGACUGUGAGUGACUGCUGAGACUCUUCCGUUAGGCAGCGGAGGCUCUGCUGGGCUGGCCAGGACGGGUGUCUCCGAGACCCAGGCAGGCUGGUCCGCAGAGAGGGACACUGUGCCGGCCUGGGGCUGUGUAGGCGACCUUGGCAGCCGCCGCCCGGCUGUCCACUUCUUUCUAGUUCUGAAAUGGCAAAACGUCCAGUCCCUUGCUUUCUGCUCUUUUCUCUGGCGCUCCUUGUUAGGAGGAAAACGUUCCCAUGCCUCGCAGGAAGGCUUCGGCAUUCACGUGUCAGACCCUUAAGGCUUGGAUGAGCCCCCGCCCCGCUGUCUUCUUAAGGGCACCCCCCCCAUCCCACCCCGCAGAUCUUACUUUAGGCGGCCGGUGUGCCACGGCAGAUCUGAGUGGCCAUGAGUCAUCCUCGCCAGCUUUACCUGAUUGUUCUGUUGGAUGGCCGUGGCUUUGAAGGGCUGUUCCGUGGCUCGCUCUCCCAUCAGACUCUGUGCCGCCGAGAGAGGCAUCCUUUUGUCUUGCCGCUGGACGCGUUGUUGAGCCGCGCCUGAAAGCGCUUCCUGUCUGGGGUGGCUCAAGGCUCAGCCCUCUCCUGGGCUCCCUUUGGGGGGAAGCCUCGCCAAAGGGCUGCCUGCGCAAAGCCGGGGAGCGGAGGAAGGGCAGAGAAGACCCAGGCCUGGGAUGUUCGCCACAGGAGCCUCUUGGCUGACGAAUAAAGCCAGGGAGGGAACCAGCGGCCCUCGGGUGGGGUGGGGUGGGACAGGGGGACGGGGCGGCUUCGUUCUUCUUUUGUUGCACUGACUGGGAGCAGAAGAAACUCUUGGGUGGCUCCCUGCUCAUUUCUUAAUUUUGGUUUAAAUUUGAUGUAUUGGCACAACUCGCUGUGACUGUGUAGUUCUGUUUUAGGGUGGCUUCACGUCCACCAGAAGUGUGUGUUCAUAAUACAAGGCGUUCUUUCAUAGCUACGUUGCACUUGGGGGCUUUCUUAGCAUAACCUUUGACAUGGUGAGGCAGGGCAGCGAUGUAGAGACUGAACCUUCUUCAUCCAAUGCCAUGGGGCAUUUUUCACCAGUGCAACCUCUUUUUGGAGAAAGGCCAGGGGUGGGUGGCUGAGGACUUGCCAGCGCAGAAGCGCCGCCUGGGUGACGGUUUGGCAGAGUGGCCUCUUUGCUGUGGAAUGGUGGGCUGAGAGUGAAAGCCAAGGCUAUUUUGUUUGGUGAGUGUGUUUCCCCAGAAGCUCUGGCGGAAUGUUUUUGCAAGGGUGGGGUGGGGUGGGGUUUGUCUCAGGGGAGUUUAUGUGCUGGUAAAGUGCAGGAAGGGACCCGGCGCUCAGUUCCAGGGCUCUUGACCCUCUGCUCCUCUGCCUUUUCUCCUGUUAGCUGGCUUAGUUUGGCAACCCUUGGGCUGGGCUGUUGCUGGGGUUCUGUACAAGCCACUGAGAGGAAACGAAGCCAGAGCCAUUCAGGCAGAAUGCGGUCAGAAGUCCUGGGAAUAUGGAGGCUAUGACCUCGGGUGAUAUCUCUACUUUUUGGGGGAAAGAAAGUGCACACGCACGCACGCACGCACGCACACACACACACACACACACACACCAACUUUGGAGUUUGUUGCAAACUCUUGUGAAUACAGCGUGCAUUCUGUUUGACAGCACUUGGGGCCCCUAAAAUGUGCCUAGGUCACCAGCUAUGGAUUUUGGAUUUGGGGGCUGGAUCACAGUUGGCCAGGCUUGCCGGUUCCUCGGUUUAAUAGCUCGAUCGCUUGGGAACCACAAGGCUCCUCAGUGUGGGCGAGACUACGUUGUGAAAGGCACUUGCUUUAAUGUUAUUGGGCUGGGCUGCUUCACAGCUGGUCUUCUUGGUGGUUACAGUCACGAUCAUCACAGGUCUGACGGCAGCGGCUGGCUCAGAGGACUGCCCAUCUGCAAGCCCGUCUUCCUCUCCUAGGCGGGCUGGAGAGCCAGACCUGCUGUUGCAUCAGGGGGGUCAUCCAGCCUAGCCAGACUCGGGUUCCCCCUUGGGCUCAAAGCUAAAAAGCAACUGGUUGGCGGAACACCCCCCCCCUUGCAGGCCUUGAGAGGGGGGGACGGGCGACAGGUCAGAAAGGAUCCUUCUUCCCUGGCUCAAUACGUGAAAGGCGGGGAGGGGCCCUCCAUCCUUCCAUCGCCCGGUCCUGGAAGAGAAGGGCCCCCGCCUGACCCAGCAGGUUCCGGCUCUUCCGCUCCCUGGGUGGACUUUCCUUGGGUGUCUUUUAGAGAAAAAGGCAACCACGGAUGGCCUGAAGGCAAAGCCUAUGGCUGGAUGUGCUGAGGUGCACACACGGGCUGGUCGUGUGUGUGAUUGCCUCUGCUGGGAGGACAUGGUACAAGCAGUGGGGCUUCACUCUGCCAUGGCCUUUGGGGAAUGGUUGCCAAGGGGGAUGGGCGUGCCCCCCCACUUUCUCUCUCCCCCUGUAUUCCACGAGGCAGGGUUGAGGGACUCCCAACUUGCUAGGGCUCAUGGGAGUUGCAGUCCAAUUACAUUGGGAGGGCUGUGUUUCGCACCCCUGCCAUGUGGGCCACUUUCGACCUCUGACCCUCCGUCCCUGUAUUCGGUUACAAGGGCUGAAAUCCUAUGGCUCCGUGUAGGGAACUGCAACUCGAGUAGGCCUAUUGGGAUCAAUGGAACCUAUGGGGAUGUUGACUCACCAAAUCCCCACUGACUCAAGUGGUCCUUCUCUUGUGAAUUGCUACGAUGAGAAACAAGACUUCAGCCAGUACGUUUAGCAGGUGGUCGUACUCAAUUCUGAACCAGCUGGCUGUUUCUUUUCAACUGGCCCUGUUCCCUGCUGGCAUCAAAAUGCCAGUAUCUUUGCCCCACCUCCUGGGUGCAGACAAAGAUGAGGUGAGUUCAUACUGAGAAAGGUGGAAAGGCAGUAGGAAAAGAGGAAGCCCAAAUACGAGAUGGGCUGACUCCCUAAAGGAAGCCGCAAGCUUGAGGUGGUAAGAGCUGAGCAGGGCUGUUGAUGCAGGGCGCGUUGGAGAUGACCACUCGUUCAUAGGGUCACCAUUGAGUGUGUGUGUGUGUGUGUGUGGCUGGCUGCCUGCUUUUCUCCUGGGCUGAGCCCGCAAAAUCCAAAGGAGAAUUCUCGUGUGAUUGUGUGUGAAUCUCCAGCCCCACACAGUUGAGUUUCAUAAAGAACUGGGCAUUGUCACACUAUGUGUGUGCGUGUGCGCGUGCGCAUGUUUCUGCCCUGUUCAGUCACCAUCAGAAAGUAACCGUGAGGCUCUGCAGGAUGUCAGGUCUUCUUACACAAAGCUUGUAUUGGACUGUUUGGUUUUGUCACCUGGAAUAAACGUAUUAAUUUAA